Molecule: messenger RNA, 2415 nt
Organism: Chelonus insularis
Lineage: Eukaryota; Metazoa; Arthropoda; Insecta; Hymenoptera; Braconidae
Gene: mol
Product: dual oxidase maturation factor 1 mol
Exons: 8
Coding region: 468-1634 (388 amino acids)
Biological process (GO): protein transport
Cellular component (GO): endoplasmic reticulum membrane
Source: RefSeq, a predicted model, not a curated record
CCUACUUGGGUCAGUCUUUGAGCCACUUUGGUUGAAGAAUCAUCAUCAAUUUACUCAUCUUCAUUUAACUUUAUCAAGUGAAAAGAAAAAAAAGAAUUUCACAUACAACAUUCAUCUUUAUUAACUUUUAUCUCUAUUAAUAAAAUUGCAAAUUCAUGUGUAUUAUGUGUAGUAUAUCAAUGUGUAAAGAGAAAAUUUAGUUUUUUUUUAUCUUUUAAAUAAUUAAAUAUUUUUUUCAUGUUUUUCUAAAAUAAAUAAAAUAAUGUGAAAGUGACUAAACAAGUUGAUUUAUUAAUUAUGCUCGUAGUGUUUUCUUGGCGUGCUUUGUAUUGUUGAUACGUGUGUAAUAUCACGCGACAAUGAGUUCCUUGAACCGAACGCAUGCAUUCAAAUUACUGUCAAUAUUUUUAUUAUAUAAAAGUUUAUGAGAGAGCAUAAGAUAAAUCUAUGUGGAUGCACAUUUCAAGAUGAAGGGGUGGUUUGAUGCAUUUCGUCAUGACGGUGGUCCAACGUUAUAUAGUUAUACUAACCGUACACCCGUAACGGGUGACGUACACUUGAUAACAAUAUUUGUUGUAUUUUGUACAAUUUUUACGGCAUUUCUUAUUAUAUUCCCAGGCAUACGCAAGGAGAGAAUCACAACGUUCUUUACUGUAACUUUAAGUCUCUUCGUUGGAACAAGUAUACAAGUUGCACAAUAUGGCUCCACCUGGCAUACGACCUCGUCCUCAAUCGUUAGCAGCUACAGCGUCUUCUCCAGGCAUAGGACCUCUGCAGAAAUUGGUGGCUUCAUUGGAUUAAUGCAUAUAAACAUUACUUAUAGUUUAAUUAACUACACUGAAAGUACAGUUGACGGGGUUAGUGAUGUUGAAUAUAAUGAAAGGUUUUGGUGGAGAAGUCCCACGGAAAUGAGUGAAUCGUUUAAACAUGCUUUGUAUAGAGGUGCACCAUUUCCAAUAAUUUCUCUUGCUGAAUAUUUUAGCCUUCAUCAAGAAGGUUUUUCCUGGGGUGCUAAAUAUCGAGAAGCUGGUCAUUAUGCGUCAAUAAUGCUUUGGACCUGUUUUGCCGCUUGGUUAAUGAUGAAUCUUUUGCUGGUGGUUGUGCCCCGUUAUGGAGCAUAUAGCAUGGUUUUUACUGGAGUUCUUAUGUUGUGUACCAACUUGACAUACUGGUCUUUACUUCCUUGUGAACCACUUGUUGCUCAUAUUGAUGGAUCGACAUUAGUUUUUGACUUGGGUUGGAAUUAUUGGCUUGUCCUUGUAGCUGGAUUUAGCUGUCUUUUUUGUGGAAUAAUUAUUACAGUAAUUGACUUAAUUUUCCCACAUCAGUUUUCAACUAUUCUCGAGGUUGAUUAUGACACUCCUUAUGAUAGACAUGUUAUUAUAGAGGAGAGUUUUGAUACGAGAAAUACUCGUAAAAAAUUACCAAAAAUGAAUGAAGACGAUUUUGAUGAAAGAGUUUCUUCAAGCAUUCCAUCGAAAUUGGGAAGUAACAGCCAAAGGAUACAUGAAGGCGUUGUAAACUGUGGAUUUGUAUCUCAUGAGAUGUCAGAUUUUCAUCACAGAAUGAACGAUGAUUCAAGCAAAGCCAACUGGUCAUAUCCAUUUCCACCAAUUUCACGAAGGGUCAUUUGAUGCUCAUCAUAUUUAUGUAAUAGACUAAUUUAUAUUUAUCAUAUCGAUCUUUGAGAUAAUGUAAUAAUUAAUUUUAUAUGACUAAUUAAUUAAUAAAUUUAUUAAAAUAAUGAAGAUAAUAAAACGAAUGUAAACAACUGAAUUAAUCAUAAAUUAAGUAUUUUAUUAUAAUACAUGUACACGUUUGCUAGUUAUAUACAAAAAUUGGUAUAAAUUUAAAAGUUUAAAAAUCAUUGAUGCCUAAUGAAGAUAAUUUAUAUUAUCCAAAGUUUUCGAAAUGAUGAAUGAAAUAUGGCAAUUUUCGACCUUUAUUCACUUGAUCACAAGCAGACAUAACACUUUUUGUUAAAGGUCGAGGUCCACAGCUAAAUACCCCUAUUUUACUAACAUAGCUGUGUUUUUUUUGCACAAAUUUAAGAAAAGAUGUCAUGUCUGGUCUACCGAAAUGAUUAAUUGCUUUCAGUCCCGUGAAUAUACUCUUUUUUGACAGUCUUUGGAAAUGAUUUUCACAUAUAUACUGUAAGACAAAAAAAUUAUUUUAUCAUCAUUUGAGUUAUCUCAAUAUUUUAUUUUGAUGAUACAUUGAAGAAUAAAUAACUUACAAGCAUAGUUGUUCGAAGAUCAAAUUUGUGAAAGAACUGAGUUAUAAAUAUGUGAAUUUCUAAGACAUCAGUUACGUCUUUACGUUCAACAUCUCUUAGAACGUCAAUAAACCACUCAAAAUGUUUAUGAGAGGGGCAAAUCCACAGAAAAUAAACCUUAAAAUUUAAAAAAAAAAAAA